AUGGUUGCAACGUGGUUAAAGGUGCUGGAUCCGUGGGCAAGGAUGCUACCUAGUGUUGAGAAGGCUCCGAAAACGGUGCGCUUCACUACAAAAGGGCUUUAUACCUUUCUGGCCUUAAUUGUCUACCUCACGGCUUCUCAGGUGCCGCUUUACGGUCUGCACUCCUCAAUCCGUAAGGAUCCUUUGUUCUGGCUGCGUUCUAUAUUUGCGGGCCAGCGAGGAAGCCUCAUGGAGUUGGGUAUUGGUCCUACGAUCACUUCGAGCUUUUUCCUCAAGAUACUUAUCUCAUCCAAGGUACUGCCCUUUGACAAGAACAACGAAGUAGAGAGCCAAGUUUUUAAUCGUGUCCAAAAUCUUAUUGGAUUUAUUUUCACCUUCUUCCAGGCCGUUCUUUAUGUGCUCGCUGGUAUUUACGGGUCUAUCUCGCAAAUAGGCCUGUUCAGUGCAGUGGCCAUUAUUGCUCAGCUGACUAUCUCAUCUAUACUGGUUCAGGUCUUGGAUGAAAUGCUUGAAAAUGGAUGGGGCAUAGGCUCUGGUAUUUCUUUAUUUACCACUGCCAAUGUCUGCGAGAACAUCAUCUGGAAGUCGUUCUCCUUCUUCCGCAUCGACCGUGGCAAUGGAAAGGAAUUUGAGGGUGCUGUCCUGGCAGCUGUCCAUUACAUGUUCACCCAGCCAAAUAAGCUCAAGGCGAUCAAGCUGGCCUUCUUCCGGGAUGGUCUCACAAAUGUGAUGAACAUUAUAGCAACCCUUGUAGUUUUCCUUGUGGCUAUCUAUCUCCAGGGAAUCAAGCGUAAUUUGCGGAUUCAGCAUGCAAAGGCAGGGCCAUCCGUUCAGCAACAAUAUCCCAUCAGACUGCUUUAUGCAUCUUCGACGCCCAUGAUGAUUAUAUCAACAUUGACGUCUAACGUCUUUAUGAUUUCUCAGGCUAUCUGGCGUCGCUUUGGCAAUUCUAUUUUCACUGCGCUGCUAGGUACUUGGGCGGAGGUCGAGUCGCGUCCUGGUCAGGCCUUUCCAACAGGUGGUCUUGCAUGGAUUCUUGCCUCUCCGUACUCUCUUCGAAGUGCACUCUUUCACCCUAUUCAUACCAUUCUCCACGCGGUGACCUUAGUCGCUCUCUCUGGGCUUAUCUCACGUGUCUGGGUAGAGUUCUCUGGUGAAGGCGCUAAAGAGGUCGCAGAGAUGCUCGAGACCAAUGGCUGGUGCAUGCCUGGUUAUAUGACUAAGGGGGCUCUUCAGCGCGAGCUGAAUAGAUACAUUCCAACUGCAGCCCUCGCAGGCGGUCUUAUACUCGGGUUUGUUGGGUUCUGUGCGGACAUCUUUGGUGCUAUUGGGUCUGGCACGGGCAUUUUACUUGCAGCAACGACUCUCGUAAAGAUGUACGAGGAGUUCGCUAAAGAAGGUAUCCAGCUUUCUAUGUAA
Molecule: messenger RNA, 1419 nt
Organism: Giardia duodenalis
Lineage: Eukaryota; Fornicata; Diplomonadida; Hexamitidae
Product: Sec61 alpha family protein
Exons: 1
Coding region: 1-1419 (472 amino acids)
Biological process (GO): SRP-dependent cotranslational protein targeting to membrane, translocation; post-translational protein targeting to membrane, translocation
Cellular component (GO): membrane; Sec61 translocon complex
Molecular function (GO): transmembrane protein transporter activity; ribosome binding; signal sequence receptor activity
Source: RefSeq, a predicted model, not a curated record